Molecule: messenger RNA, 417 nt
Organism: Cladocopium goreaui
Lineage: Eukaryota; Dinophyceae; Suessiales; Symbiodiniaceae
Source: the annotation of a GenBank genome assembly
AUGGCAGCUAUGGCAGCUAUGGCCUCAGGUGAUGUUCAACUCACUGGUGAUGAUGAUGGCCCCACGGCGGAGUGUCCCUGUGGGUUGGGCCAACGGGAUGGCCCCUUUUCACAGGAAUUGGAAUUUGAGGGGCGAGCUGCUGGCGUUUUAGUGGGACACAGCAGCAACCUCGACAUCCAUACAUUAGAGGACCUGUUCUUAAGCUUGGACCGCGUCUUUGUUUUCCUCUUCUUCGCGGAGUGGUCUGUUCGAUUGUACGUCGAGAAGAAGAGUUUUUUCCUUGACGUGGCCAACCUUUUCGACACCUUCUUAGUGUUCGCUGGCCUGGUGGAUUUCAUCAUCACCAUCGUGGCCAUCCAGGGAGAAGCAGGUGCCUCACGGAGCAUUGUCGUGCUGCGACUGAUGCUCGCUUCGUAG